Molecule: messenger RNA, 2786 nt
Organism: Salvelinus sp. IW2-2015
Lineage: Eukaryota; Metazoa; Chordata; Actinopteri; Salmoniformes; Salmonidae
Product: pleckstrin homology domain-containing family M member 3-like
Source: RefSeq, a predicted model, not a curated record
GAGACGGAACAUUUAAUGAAGGAACUAUCAGUUCUAUCCGGUGAACGUUUUCUCUGACGGAKCAGAAAAUUAUAUAUUUGUAAACAGAAUCAGUGAAACCUCACAURGUGCCCUUUUGAUGGCAUCAUCAUCAUCCAAUGUGGAGGAGGAGCAUUCUUCUUUGUUACACACAUCCUCAUGUGGAUUCAUGUGAGAGCUGACUCACACACACAGAGAGAGAGCCAUCAGCCUGUGUAAGAAAAGCAGUGCCACCCCAAAACUCUGUCAUAAACUCAAUAAGAGUGUCCGCCUCUAGCUAGUGGAUUAACAGAGCUGUGUUAACGAGGAAUUGUUUUCCUGGAAGAAGCCUACUGCCCUCGAGGAACACGGCUUCCCUCUGGGGCUCAGACUGCAGAUGCUUCAGCUGCGAGGUCCAGAGCCGCUUGGAUCGUCCCCUGCCCAGAGAACCACCCAGCCCCAUAGAGAACCACCCAGCCCCAUAGAGAACCACCCAGCCCCAUAGAGAACCACACAGCCCCAUAGAGAACCACCACCCCGCCUGCCCUAACAGCCUCCACACGGUGCCAAGCCGAGGAGCACCAUGGAGGAGGUGGAGGACAUUAGCCCUGCCCUGGAGGCCACCGAGGACUUUCUACACUGCCUGGACGGAGGUAGAGGCCAGGGAGGGGAGGGGGUCCGGCAGCCCAGGCAGCACCACCCCAAGCUGCAGGAGAUGUCUGUAGCCRUGGGGAAGCUGAGCUCUAGCGGYGUGUGGGGCCUGCUGGCUGGGGAGCAGGGGACCGAGGUGUCCCCGCGUAACGUGGCCUGGGCUGACCAGCCCUCAGCCUUCAGCGUGCUGGCUCUGAGGCAGGGGAAAAGGAGCCGUGCUCGUUCCACUAAUGACCUGGCCGCCCACACCAAAGACACCAACAACACCUCCUCUAACGCCGCCUUUAAGAAAGGCCACAACCGCUCGCGGUCUGAUGUUAAUUACCGGCCGUCCUACAUGGACAACGCUAACGGCCUGCCUGCUGUGGACAAGAACACGCUGAAGAACAUGGCUCUCAACGACCAGAGAGAAGAAGGCCGUAAGGGCAGCAGCAGCAGCGGCAGUGUGGUGAAACAGGGUACCCUGGAGCAUCGUGAGGGUCAGAAGGGUCGUUGGAGCGUCUGUCACGUAGAGCUUACCCCAUGUGAGCUGCGCGUCUACAGCCUGGACAGCAGCGGUAACUGGCAGCUCUGCACUGCCUACUCCCUGUCCCACUGCCAGGGGGUCAGCCAGCCCCAGCCGCCCCAGGACGGGCGAGUCCURCAGGCCCUCUUCUUCAACAGCUCCACCUGCCUGCAGUUACGUGCCGCCUGCCAGUGGGAGGUGCUAGACUGGAGGAGGCUGAUCUGGGAGAGAGUACUGGCUGCCCAGCCCGCCRACAAAAAUGCAGAGUGUCUUCCAGCCUUAUCCCCGUCGUCAUCCGUUACCUCUGGAGGUCUCGACACCAGACCAGAUCCCCGUGGUCCUGCUGAGGCUGCCCUGGCACCUGGUUGCUCCCAUUUCCUCCCAGCCCGGCCCACGGCCCUGCCCCUGUUCACCCAGUGCUGUACGGAUGUCCUCAAGGCUGGGCUCCUCCACCAGCUGACUGACCAGAACAACUGGAGGGCUUUCACCUUCGUACUGAGUCGCUCCACGCUGCAGGCCUUUCCCACCGAGGGCCGGGGGCCCGUGUCCGAGCCCGUCCUCCACUACCCGCUGGCCUCCUGCCUGGCCGUGCAGAGGGACGAGGCCAAGGGGGUGAGCGCUGGCUGCUUCCAAGGCYUCUUCCCCAGCGYGGUGCUCCGUCUGCGGGCUGAGAGCCAACUCAAYGCCCAGGACUGGGUGGAGGCCCUGCGGACGGCCGUGGCAGCCCAGAGGCCCCAGGGUGAGGAGGGACAGGGUUCCGGCCAGGCCCAGCUYGGUGCAGUGUCGACGGGGAUUCUGCUGAGGAGCAAGCCCUCCAGGGAGAGGAGGCAGAGGGACACCCAGAGGGCCAAGAGACAGUCAGUCACAACCAGCUUCCUCAGUAUUCUCACCUGCCUGGCUGUGGAGAAGGGCCUGACCACCCAGAGCUUCCGGUGUGCAGGGUGUCAGAAGCCAGUAGGGUUGUCGCGGGGCAAGGCCAAGGUGUGUUGCUACAGUGGCUGGUACUACUGCCAGAGCUGUCACCAAGACAACCUGUUCCUCAUCCCUGCCCGCCUGCUGCACAACUGGGACACCAACAGACACAAGGUGUCCAAGCAGGCCAAGGAGUUCCUGGAGUUUGUUUAUGAGGAGCCCCUGCUGGAUGUGCAGCAGUUGAACCCGUGUCUAUAUGAACACUGUGAAGGCCUGGCUGCAGUCCUACGCCUGAGACAGCAGCUCCAGUCACUCAGAGCAUACCUGUUCAGCUGCCGCGCUGCCGUGGCCGAGGACCUCCGGAGAAGGUGAGAGAGGAAGGGAAGUGUGAGGGGAGUAGGGUAGAGAGGCUGUAUGGGUAUGAAAAGUGUGAGGGGAGUGUAGGGUAGAAGAGGCUGUAUGGGUAUGAAGUCUGAGGGGAGUGUAGGUUAAAAGAGGUUGUAUGGAUAUGAAGUGUGAGGGGAGUGUAGAGUAGAAGAGGCUGUAUGGGUAUGAAGUGUGAGGGGAGUGUAGAGUAGAAGAGGCUGUAUGGGUAUGGAGUGUGAGGGGAGUGUAGAGUAGAAGAGGCUGUAUGGGUAUGAAGUGUGAGGGGAGUGUAGAGUAGAAGAGGCUGUAUGGGUAUGAAGUGUGAGGGGAGUGGAGGGUAGAAGAGGCUGUAUGG